Messenger RNA from Mercenaria mercenaria, 7754 nucleotides. RefSeq names its product ectonucleoside triphosphate diphosphohydrolase 8-like. The coding region runs from base 500 to 2341 and encodes 613 amino acids. The transcript has 12 exons. Gene Ontology annotation, biological process: nucleoside diphosphate catabolic process. Gene Ontology annotation, cellular component: plasma membrane. The record is from RefSeq and is a predicted model, not a curated record. NCBI's taxonomy places the organism in Eukaryota, Metazoa, Mollusca, Bivalvia, Venerida, Veneridae. Gene Ontology annotation, molecular function: GDP phosphatase activity; UDP phosphatase activity.
AAGAAUCUUUCAAGUUGUUUUACACCGUGGUUUUUAAAUGAUAAGCUUGAUUUCCCCUUUAUUAGGACUACAUUUUCUUUUUAGAUUAACCACAGGAAAGAUAACUCUUGCACAUGUACUCACAAUUUCGUUUCUAACAUAAAGCUCUUUACUUGGAACUUUUUGAAUGCUAACUACAGAAUGACUGUGAAGAAAUAAAGGGUUGCAGAUUAGAAGCUCCAGUACACAAUGUUUUCCAAAGGGAAAGCACAAUUAUGCCAAACAUUGUAUAACAUUAACAACGAGUUUGGUAGCUAAAAAAUUUCAGCGCAGAGAUGUUCAUAUGCUGUUACGUACUGAUUAAUGGAAGUGACCAUCACAAAAUAAAAAUAACGUCAUUUAAGUUAUGGUAGCUAAAUCUGUGACUCUAGUGACACCCUUAAUUUGAUAUUCCAAAUCAGAGUCACAUGCAGUGCCUAUCAAAAUUUGACGUAAUGGAGGUAAUUUUCAGUAAAAGAUAAUGGAUGACAUUCUGGUAGAGAUUGUAUGUCGAGUUCCGACACAUGAGUCCAAGACAUUUAGUGUGGCCACACCGGAGAGGAAUACUGUAGCCGGAGUUAUAAGAAAGGUGUGUAAAGAGAAUGGUAUCCCAAUGAAAACAAGUUAUGCGCUGCUAGACAGACGGGAAAGAGUGUUACAAUGGUCUCAGACACUUCUUCACUGUGGUGUCAAACACAAUGAUGUACUGUAUCUCACAAAUGAAGAUGAAGAUGUUCAAGUACACAACGGUUGUUCCUGGAACAGUUGGUGGUUUGUUGCAGCUAUUAGCUUACUGAUUGGUGGUGUUGGAAUCACUGCAAUAACCAUACUCUACACCAAAAAUGGGGAAACUCAAUAUCAGUAUGGUGUAGUUCUUGAUGCAGGAUCAUCUCAUACAAAAUUGUUUGUAUAUAAAUGGGAUGGUGAGAAGUUACACGAAACUGCUGAGGCUAGACAGGUCCACACUUGUACAGUACCAGACAGUGGUAUCACCUCAUACAUCAGCCAUCCAGGAAACUUGUCGGGGCCUCUAAGUGUGUGCUUAGAGGAGGCCAAGCAACACGUACCGUACGAUAAUCGACAGGACACGCAAAUAUUCCUGGGGGCUACAGCCGGCAUGAGGAUGCUUAAUGAGACAGAUCCUGUAACAAGUAACGAAAUACUGAACAAAGUCCAGGACACAAUAAAGAAGUUUCCAUUUAGUUUUAAAACUCCAUCGACACAGGCUCGAAUCAUCUCAGGCAAGGAAGAAGGGACAUUCGGUUGGAUUACAGCUAAUUAUAUAUCUGGAAAACUUGGAGUGGUUCCAAAGCUUUCUGUAUAUGCUGAGCCAUCAUCACCUGAGGCUACCAUAGGAGCCCUGGACAUGGGCGGGGCUUCCACCCAGAUCACUUUCUAUAGUGGAAAACACGAAGAGAUAUUACCACAGUAUAAGGAGGAUCUUGAACUAUAUGGGAAAAACUACUCUGUUUAUACACACAGUUAUUUGUGUUAUGGCAUUAAUGAAGCUGUCAGGCGGUACCAGGCGCAACUUGUUAAGAAUCAAGGCUAUAAUGAGACAAAUAUAACAAAUCCAUGUGGGCCGAAAGGAUACAUCACAGAAAUAAUGUCCAGGGAUAUAUUCGAGGCUCCUUGUGUGUACAGAUACACCAAUCAGUUUUUACAAAUACAUCAGCUUAGAGAUACAUUUAACGCAACUAACUACACGUUUAUAGGUACAGGGGAUGAGGAGGAGUGUAAAUCUACAGUUAAGAUGUUGUACAAUUUUAAUGCUACAUGUCCACAAGAACCAUGCACAGUUAAUGGGACUUAUCAGCCACCUGUACAGGGAAAUUUUUAUGCUUUCUCAAGUUUCUUCUAUGAAAUGGAUUUUCUUAAUUUAACAAGGAAAAAAGCAUCAUUGAAGACAUUUACCACAGAGUUAUCAAAGCUAUGUAACACUUCAUGGGAAGAGGUAUCCCAUAUGCCAGCAGGUAACAACGGCAGCAUGUUGGGUUGGUACUGUUUUGAAGGACAUUUUAUAAGAACAUUACUUGUUGAUGCAUACAAAUUUGACAACAUUACCUGGGAGAAUAUAAAUUUUGUGAAAAAGAUAAAUAAUACUGACAUUGGCUGGACACUUGGGUACAUGUUGAACUCCAGUAAUGUAAUUCCAGUUGUAGGCCCGGAACAUUUUAUCACAACUACAGCUUUCUCAUCUCUGACUGUCUUGUUUGCAAUAUUUAUAUUAUUAUCAGUCGGGUUUGGAUGUUAUGCAAGGAAACACCAGCAAGAAAAGACUCUUGGAUUGUAUGAAAGGGUGCCAACUUAUGGAGCUGUUUAAUAUAAGGUUAUUCUUGGUUUUUGAAAUGGUAGAAAGGUACAGAAAGCAGAUAUUUAUGGAUUUAACAGAAUAUAAAAUAUUAAAGACAUGAAAAAGUGUUGUGUACAUUUUGGCACAUAUUAAUGAGAAUGCCUGGCACUUGUUUUGUCAUCUGACAGCAUCUGUUAUAGAAAUGAUAUUUUUAUACCCACUUUGAAGAAGGUAGUGAAUAUUGGCUCACGGAUAUUCGUAGGUUACAAGUCUAGUCUGUAAGAUGGUAAAUUCGUUUCUGAUCAAUAUUGCCUACAGCAACCAAACUUCGUAGGUUGAAUUUGUCCUUUGUUGUUUUGAGAAUUGAUAGCUGCUGGUCAAAUUCACAGUGACCUUGAGGCUGAAAAUCUAUUUCCGAAGAAUGCUUGCGAUUACAGCAGCCAGACUUCAUAAGAUGGUGCUUUGAGUAGAUAAUUUGUUGGGGCCAGUACAACAAAGGCCAAGACCACCAUGGUCUCAAUACUGAAAAUGGUUUUCAAUCAAGUAUAAACUGAAGAAGAAGAAAGCUAAGAUUGACAACCUUCAAACUUCAAAGAGUGAUUUUGUGUGAUAAGUUAAUGGCCGCCUAAGUUUUUGAGAUCAGUAGGUCAAGUUCGAGGUAACAGUGACCUUUAAAUUUAAAUCAAAUUACAUUCACAGUUACCUCUGACUAACCAUCAUUGGCAGCAUAUUUGUUGUAUGAUGCACUAGAUAGUCUUACUUUAAACCAUCCAUAGCAAUAAAUAUAUUAGGUAUUGAUGUAAAUUGCCCUUUCAACUCAUCUAGUCGUCUUUCUACAAAGUUAUGCCCAUUUUUAGACUUGCAUUUCGGUAACCACUGGUAGGAAUGGAUUGAAACUUCACAGACUUGUUCAUUGAGAUGAUAUUGCUUGCAAUGUACAGGUCUCGUAACUGUUUCACGAAGUUAUGCCCCCGUUUUCUACUUGGUAUCUGUUAUCUCUUUCGACUGAAAAAUUGUUGAAAAAGACUUUAAGCCCGAACAGACACACACACUCUGUUAUCUCUUUCAGCAUUUUAAGAGUGGAAAGUUCUUUGACCCAUUCUUCUUGUGUAUGUCUAUGGUUUAAUUAUUGUAACUUUUUUAUUGAAAAGGUUUUUGAAAAACAGAGCAUUGCUGUCGUCCAGCAGCUCUUCUGAAUUGCCUAAGUCAGGUUAAGAACUUUGGAUUCUGGAAUAUACAAUGUACUAUAGAUUUGCCGAAACAGGUCAUUAGCAAAAAUCAAAGUGAUAGUCGGACGUACCUUAGAAUAGGGCAGUAUAGCAUGAUGCUGUACAUAGUAACAUUCUAUUAUAAUGUUUUGUAGUAUGAAUAUGGUAAUGAUUAAAUGUCUCAAGUUACAGCUGUGUAAAGAUUGAAAUUAAAUCUACAAGAAGUGACAAAAGUGACCAAACAAAAUAAUAUCAGACUUGGUUUCAUUUGUUUAUGAGUGGUUAUGAAGCAAUAUCUUUUUAAAUGUGCACAUACUGUACAGCCACCCAAGCGUAUUUGUACGUCUGUCUUCAUUGAUAAGACUGAAUACUGACCACGACCAAAAUUUGUACAUAGUUUUUAUUAUUCUCUGAUUAAAAUACAACAUUUAGUUCAUCCUCCACUUUCAGUGCUGAAACUUGCUGUUUGCAUGCACAUGUGAGCAAAUUGAACAGUGUAAUGUUAAAAUGAUAUCGAAAAAUAGCAUUAAAAUGAUACUGAACACUGCAUUUGUAAAUCGGCCAGUUUGACAUGUUUCAGUAUUCACACUGGAUUAUAAUAUUUUGUGAUGUAAAUACAUUAAAAACUGAUGGGCAUUCAUAGGCUAUCAAAAACGAUGUAAAUACUUUAAAAUACCCAGUAAAUACUUCAGUUGUGUAACAAAAUGUAAGAAUUUCAUGAAAUGUUUUAUCUAUUCAGACAUUUCUUGAGAGAAAAAAGCUAUUUGAUACAAAGACAUAGCAAAGUGAGUUUUUGACAAUACUAUCUAUAAGACAGGAGUAAUGAGGUAUGUUUUGGAAAUGCUUAAGACUUUGAAAUAUUUUUCAUAACUUAAUGUAAUUGAAGUUUGAUAGGUUACUUGUUAGCUUAUUAUGUCUCCCACACCACUGUGGUGGGAGACAUUGAUUUACUCCUGUCUGUGUGUGUGUGUACGUGUGUCUGUCUGUCACAAAUCUUGUAUGUGCUCUAAGUCGAACAGUUCUCAUCCGAUCUUCACAAAACUUGUGUUUGCCAAUAAGUCCUCUGCCAAGUUCGAUAACUAGCCAAUUAGGCCUAGGCACUUCGGAAUUAUGACCCUUGCAUUACCGAAAAUACUGAUGCCAGUGAUACAGGUCUUGGUGCAUGGUUGACUCAGAUACACAUAAUGGAGAAGAAGUGCCAAUCUAGAUGAUUAGGCUUUUGUGGGAGACAUGCGCUUUUUUCAAAAGAAGCUCUGGUUUUCAUAGAUUCUACAGUUAAUGUACCAUUAAAUUUUUAUAGUUGAACCAUUCCAUAAUCAUGUUAAAGUUAUAUGUUAAAUAAUUUGGUGACGUGCAAAGGCUUGUCUAGAAAUAUGCUUGUUGUUAUAUAUUCUGUAUUUUAUAUGUCCCUUAAAUGCAAUUAAGUCAGUCACCAUGUGUAAUCACUAGAUGUGUAAAGUUGCUUGUAUUUACUUAAGUGAGUAUAUAUAUUAUCAACAAAACAUAUUUUGUAUAUAUUUUAACAGCACUUGUUAAUGUAAGAAUAUAUAUUUUGUUAAUAUGUCUUAUAUAAUACACUAAAUGCAAUUUGGUGCAACUCAUUUUUAUCCACUUUUCCAUAUUUUGUUGCAGAUUGUUAGCUCACCAGAGCCAAAGGCUCAGUGUGAGCUAUUCUGAUCGUUCACCGUCCGGCGUCCGGCCAUAAACUUUUAUUUUAAACGGCAUCUCCUCAUAAACCGCUAGGCCAAUUUCAUCCAAACUUCACAGGAAUGUUUCUUGGGUGAAGCUCUACAAAAAUUGUUCAAAGAAUUGAAUUCCAUGCAGAACUCUGGUUGCCAUGGCAACCGAAAAACUUUAAAAAUCUUCUUCUCAAAAACCAGAAGCCUAGAGCUUAGAUAUUUGGUGUGAAGCAUUGCCUAGUGGACCUCUACCAAAUUUGUUCAAAUCAUGACCCCAGGGGUCACUUGAUUUUACAUAGGAAAAUUUAAAAAAUCUUCUUCUCAAAAACCAGAAGCCCUAGAGCUUAGAUAUUUGACAUGUAGCAUUGCCUAGUGGACCUCAACUAAAGUUGCUCAGAUCAUGACCCCGGGGUCAAAAUAGACCCCGCCCCAGAGGUCACUUGAUUUUACAUAAAUUUCUAUAGGAAAAUCUUCAAAAAAUUUUAAAAAAUAAUCCAGAAGCCCUAGAGCUAAGAUAUUUGACAUGUAGCAUUGCCUAGUGGACCUCAACUAAAGUUGUUCAAAUCAUGACCCCGGGGUCAAAAUUUACCCCGGCCCAGGGGUCACUUGAUUUGACAUAGGAAAAUCUUCAAAAUUUUUCUAAAAAUAAACCAAAAGGCCUAGAGCUUAGAUAUUUCACAUAUAGCAUUGCCUAGUGGACCUCUACAAAAUUUGUUCAAAUCCUGAACCCCGGGGUCAAAAUUGACCCCGCCCCAGGUGUUUGAAGCUGAAGGAUAAUUAAAGUUAUUGUUCGGAGAAUAUGAAUACAUUAUACAGGGUUGCCACUUACCUUGAAAAGUCAGGGGGGAAAAAUUUUUUUUCAAGGUCAGUGAAUUGUCAGGGAAAUCUUGAUAAUAGUCAGUGAAAAAUGAAGUUUUAGAAAAGUCAGGGAAAAAUGAAAUUCUGGGUCAACGUUUGGAAUGUUCAUUGACUAUGGCAGUCCUCAAGGAGUAUUUAUAAGUAUUUCCAAACACAUUUUGGUGUAAAUGUGUAUAAACACGUGUUUAAAUCAAUUUCGUUUUUGUGUUAACUUUGGAAUUUUGAAGACUGAAAGGCUUUGCAAUCCUUGCUUUCAGAGCAUAAAUAUAAAAGGGUUGAUUGGACGGCUGUAGGGGAGUAGGCGGCGGAAAAAAUAUGGUGGUAUUGGUCAGAGGGAAGUAUGGUUAAGUCAGGAAAAAGUCAGGGAAUUUCACUUUUAUACGCCUGAAGGGACGUAUUAUGUUAUGACGCCAGUGUCCAUCUGCCUGACCGUUAGCAAUUUCAUGUCCGCUCUGUAACUCUUUAACCCCUUGUAGAAUUUUAAAGAAACUUGAUACAAAUGUUCACCACAUUGAGACGACGUGCAGAACGCAUGUUUUGGAUGGCUCGCUUCAAGGUCAAGGACACAGGGGUCAAAGGUCAUAUGACUUUGUUUCAUGUCCGUUCUGUAACUCUUUAACUGCUGGAAGAAUUUUAAAGAAACUUGGCACAAAUGUUCACCACAUCGAGACGACGUGCAGAGCGAAUGUUUUGGAUGCCUUGCUUCAAGGUCAAGGACACACUUAGGGGUCAAAGGUCAUAUGACUGUUUCGUGUCCGUUCUGUAACUCUUGAACUGCUUGAAGGGUUUUAAAGAAACUUGGCACACAUGUUCACCACAUCGAGACGACGUGCAGAGCGCAUGUUUCGGAUGGCUCGCUUCAAGGUCAAGGUCACACGUUGGGGUCAAAGGUCAUACCUUCGUGCGUAUAGUGCUCCGCAUUGCACACGUUGGGGUCAAAGGUCAUACCUUCCUGCAUAUAUUGCUCCACAUUGCGGUGCUCUUGUCACAACUAAGUGGCAUCCCUGUUAUAUCAUUUGUUAAUAGCCACAUGUAGAUUUUGAAGUUCUAAAGUAACAUGAUUUAUAUGAUGACCAAUAUAUUAUCUUCUGUCUUUGAGCCUGCCGUUACUCUGAAAUAUUGUUAAAAACAGCGCUAUACCUAAAAUAAAACUGUCAUGAGUUGUACAUGAUUUACGUGAUGACCGAUAUAUUGUCUUCACUGGGUUAGUUGUACAUGAUUUACAUGGUGAUCGAUAUUUUAUUUCGUUGAAUUGUACGUGAUGACCGAUAUAUUACCCACUGUCACCGUGUUGUACAUGAUUUACGUGAUUACAAAAUGUUAUCUUCUGUCUUUGAGUUGCUCAUGAUUUACUUGGUGACCAGUUUUUUAUCUUCGUCGAGUUGUACAUGAUUUACUUGGUGACCAGUUUAUCUUCGUUGAGUUGUACAUGAUUUACUUGAUUACCGAUGAAUUAUCUUCUGUCAUUGAGUUGUACAUGAUUUUCUUGAUUACAAAGAAAUUAUCAGUCAUUGAGUUGCUCAUGAUUUACGUGAUGACCGAGAUAUUAUUAACUGUCUAUUAUUUAUCAAGUUUUAUGACAUUAAUACUCUUAUAAUUUGUGAUGGUUAUAUUAGAUGCAAUUUGUACUUGUGCUUGAUAAUACAUACAGUCAGUUUUAUAAACAGUUUAACGUUGAAUAAAGAUUUUAUAAAGUUC